GACUCACCAUGCUGACAACAUGCAACCUAUCGAUGUGCACAGCAUCCAGAGGGCGGCCGAGGAGCUCGUUGCGUACGUCGCCGCCCAUGAGGGGCCAGAAGAGCACCACCGCGCGACUACCGUAGCCACCGGCGAGGCAAAGAGGCGCCGGAUGUGGUACGAGCCGCCCGAAUUCUCCGCUUACGAUCCAGACGACAUGGAUGUCGGAACAAAUCCACAGGCACUGCGUCUGGCGCACAGAGAUAUCUACCGGCAUCGGACAGACAUACCGCCAGUCUCCACUGAUGCCCACAAGAUUGAGGCGUGCAUGCAGUACCUGCAGCAGUCGCGGGCGACGGCACCCAGGCGCGGCCUGCAGCUGACGCCCGACACUUUCCAAA
Prorocentrum cordatum is the source of this 380-nucleotide messenger RNA. The record is from the annotation of a GenBank genome assembly. NCBI's taxonomy places the organism in Eukaryota, Dinophyceae, Prorocentrales, Prorocentraceae.